AUGAAAAAUGAAAGAGAAGUUCUGGAAGUUUACUUAGUUUUGCUGUCAUGUAAAUUGUUUAUCAAAACAGGAAGAAGUAGAAAGUUUGGAGGAAUAUCUGUUCUUUUGGCUAAGGAGAAAGUCUGUCAAAAAGAGCGUGAAAACCAAGAAAGAGCUAGAUUAAUGGAGAUGGCCAUAGAAGAGAUCAGUACAAGAGAUCCCGGGGUACUUCAGGAAAUUAUCAGAAUUCAUCAGCUAAAGCAAAAUAUUGCAACAGCAGGAACUCAGAGAAGCUCAAAUAAUGAGCCAUUUAAACUGAUAUGCCCAAUGUGUAGAACUGUUGAAAUACAGGGUUCAGAUGUUAGAAAUAUCAUGGGAAAAUAUUUUGUACCUGUAGACAGGGCAUUGUUUGAUGGCCUUAAAAUCAAAUGCAAAACACAUGCACCUGAACCUAUGGAUGGACUAGAAUUUGUUGGUGAGAUAUUUUGCAAUGGUGACACAGAACCAGGAAAAAAAUGUGGCCACAAACUUGGAAUAAUGAUAAAGUAUGGCAGUGUUCCAUACUUGUCAAUUAAAGCUGACAAGUUUGGUUUUCUCUUUGGGAACAUGACUAUCCCUAAAAUCUUCAAGAGAUGGAAACAAGCACAAGAAAAAUUGUAUAUAGCAGAACUGACAAAAGAUGAUAUUAAAAGGUACAUUCAACUUACUGAUGAAGAUUUUGCUGGUUUGCAUGAAAGUGAUGAAGAGACAUCAAGCAGUGAUGAUGAGUGAAAGAUCUGAAAAAUUUGUUUUAUGUUAUUUUAGCCAGUGAAAUGAGUACUCUAUUGUAACAUUUGAAGUACGAAACAUUAAUUGGCAGUAUCGUCUGCUGAAAUAUUUUAAGUUUUAGCAUCAUUUGAAUUUCAAAUAGUUUAGAAAAUAAUUAUCCAUUGUAUUUAAAAACUCACUUGUAUAACUUAGUUGUAUUCACCCUAAGUUGAAAUUCACACAAUUUGAGUGUCCUUAUAAACCAAGGACAAUAACUGUGUUCAUUAGGGACAGAAAUUACAAAUCAGAUUUAAAUUAAAGAUGUUUGCACUACUUUAUAGUAGCACUUAGUAAAGCUUCUCUCUAGUUUUAGCUUGUUUUAUAAUGUUUUAUUUUAAUUGAUGUAACUGUUCCUACACUCAACUAUAUUUAUUUACAUAUUUUAAUUUAUUUACAAUAAACACCUCCAUGUAAAUAGGAAAACAGCAAACUGGGUAUGGUGAAUAUAAGACUAAGUAAUGUGUUAGGUUAAUGGUUUUGGAGGCUAAUAAGAGAGUUAAUUGUUUAUUUUAAAGAUUUUCCAGUAACUAGAAAAUAUUUUUUUAUAUUGUCUAUGUACACAACUACUCUCCACAAGUGUUUGGCCUUCUAAUUUGUGUAUUUAAAAUUAAAAGGAUUAGAAUCUAUAUACAUUUUAAUAGUCUAAUUUUAUUUGGAUUUUUAAUGCAUCGCAUAUACUUUACUAAACAAUGUGGUAAUUUGAAAAUGUAUUGCAAUACUGUUUUUCUUAGUGUUGAUGUUCAAAUUCAUCCAGAGAACUGAUUGCCAAAAUGUCAACACAGUGCAAGAACAUCUAAGUUUCAUUGCAUGGUUCCCAGAAAAAUGCGCAAACACAAACUAAUUAUACCAAUCCACUUUAAUUUUGUCACAGUUGGUGAAAAAAUGUGUUCUUGUACUCCAGUGUACAUUUUAAUGUCUUUAAAAGCUCGAUUUAAAAAGAAAAAAAAUGUCCUUGUGCACUUUAUUUGUGCACUUUUUCAUUGUGCAUCUUUCUUGUCACCUCAUUGCAUGAUGCAUAUUGUGUUUCUCCACUAGAUGGUCCUAUAAUUUGCAUUUUGUUUCAUUUCAUUCCAGCAGAUCAAACACUAAAAUGCCCAACAACAAAAAAUCUUGUAUGAAAAUAUUGUUGUUGUGACUUCUCUAUUACGAGAGUAUCAUAAUUGAGAUAUCUCUUGAUUAACCAUUUUUCAAAAUAAUAAAAGUUUUAUUUAACAAAAUAUAUUGUUUUUA
Molecule: messenger RNA, 2016 nt
Organism: Physella acuta
Lineage: Eukaryota; Metazoa; Mollusca; Gastropoda; Physidae
Source: RefSeq, a predicted model, not a curated record